CGUUAUUCAUCUCUCAAAGAAAAAAAACUGCUUGCUCACUUUUCUGGCGGACACGACAGCAUGAGCUUCCUCUCCGGUAACUCGUUCCUCAUGACUCCAGCUCUCUUUCGUCGCCAGCAGCGGAUCGUCUCCUUUACCGGGGCGCUCUACCCUCAUCCAGUUGGUGAGAAUCGUCAUCGCCAUCAACAGAUUUUUGCCGUGAAGCCAAUUCUGCUGAUCUGUACUCUGGAUCCUUAUGCUUUCGCCUUGGUCGACACUGUGGAUCCUAUCACCCUCAUCGACAGCCUAGGCUGGCUUCCCAUGGGUGAUUCCCCUCCUCGCGGCUACUGCCCAGCUGCCGUUCGUGCCUUCUAUUCCAAUCUUCGGACCGAUGGGAUCACAUCGGGCAAAUUCUCCACCCUGGUAUAUGGCCACUUGCUUACUCUUUCGGUUGAUGACCUUGCUGCAUUUCUUGUUCUGCCUACUAGAGGCAAGCAGCUCAUUAGUCCGUUGGAGUUCUGGUCACACAAGUUUGACUUGUGUCGGGAGGUCACAAAUCGCUCCUUUGAUUCGCUGGAUGAGUCACUCAAGCUUCUCCACUACUACAUCAACCGAGUGUACUUUCCGCGGGCUGACAGCUUGGAUGUUGUUUUGCCUCUUGAUUGCUGGGUCAUGUCUCACGCCAUUUCUGAUAUGCCGUUGCGCUAUCCUCACCUGUUAUUUGGGUCAAUCGUGGAUGCUGCUGCCAACGAAUCUCCCAGUGUUGGUCUUCCCUUUGCUGCGAUGAUUACGUUGCUGUUGCAUCGUCUCGGUGUUCCUCUGGCUGACUUUGUCACUAUUUCUGACGAUGGUGUUCAUCCCUCCAUUGACGAAGUGUUGGCUGUGGUGGGGCUUCCUCCCAUUGUUGAUUUAUCAUCAGGGGGAGAUGGUCAUGGUCGUGUGGCCACGGACGCAGAAAGAGGCGAAGAGGCCAAAGACGAGGCGUCCGCGGAUGGUGGUGCAUCUGCUUCGACUUUUGUCCGCCCCUUCAAGCUCAAGCGACAGGCGAAAGGACCUUGCCCUUCUAACAGAGUUCUCAAGCGUCUCAAUAAUCAAAAACCUUCUCAAGGAGUGGUUCUCUAUGAGAAUCAUGAUCUUGAGCAAAACAAUUAAAUGCCUUAAUUUAGGGGGAGCUUGGGUUUAGGGGGAGCUUGGGUUUCGAGUUGUCAGUUGUUGUUGUUGCUGUUUAAAUGGCUUAUUUGAAUUGUUGCUUUUAAGGUCUAGAUUGGGUUAGGGGGAGUAUCAAAUCAUGUCUCUUAUUUGCGCUGUUGAGUGUUUUGAUUGAAUAAUGCCCUGAGCUAUACUCAGGAUGAAUGAAGUAAUUUGUUUUCUUAAUAAUCUGUGGCGUAGGAUGAAUGAGAGAUAUAAUGACUGCCAUUCUUUAAUCUUGAGCUUAAUGAUGAAUGAAGCAUAUGCAUUAACAGGAUGCUAAAUCAAGCUUAGGGGGAGAAUGUUGAGUUAACAAGCUUGAUUCAACAAAUUGAAUGUCAUAGGAUAUUUUGUUAUAAAUAUAUGUUAUUAUGUGGAACUAACUAUCUAUGCAGAAAUAUCACAAUCAAUGAUGAGGAAAAAGGAAACAAUUCAAAGUGAUUGCUUGCCCUUAAAGGAGUUACCAUAUCAAGCAAAAAGGUAUCAAACCAAGGAGAUACUUGCCACACAAAGGACUACAAAUGAAAGGAAAUAAAGGCUCACAUCAACUAUAAAUAGUAGAGUCAUUUGUAGGCCAAGACACCUUUUGCAAAGCUCUCUUCUCCCUUGUAAUAGCGAAAUUGUGUGAUCAUAUUUCGUGGUGUGAAUAGCUUGAUAUCUCGGGGGUUUAGAUAUUCAAGCUAGGUCGGGUUUUAGGGUAGGAAGGGUAUUUGUAAUUGGGAUUAGUGCAAGAGCAAGAGGGGAUUCUUGCUUGCGAGUUGCACUAGGUGAAUUACUCUCCAAUCAAGUCAAACUAAGAGUGUUUGCUUUAUUGAUUGAGUGGGUAGCUUAGCUUGGAUUUAGCUAAGGGUUGAAUAGGUGCGGAGUUGCACCUAUUUGGUUCUUGACACAAAGUGUCAAGGUUGUUUCAAUUUCAUAGGUUAGAGAGUCUUUUAUUUUAAUAAAAGUUAGAGUGUCUCGUGAGAUAGCGGUAACUAUCUCCGGGACGUGGAUGUAAAGACAUAUUGGCCGAACCACGUUAAAAUCGCGUGUCCUGACUCAUCUCUCUCUCUCUCUCUCUCUCUCUCUCACUAUAAAUCCUCUAACUUUGUUCUAUUCAUCAGUGCCAACAAGUUAAAUACUUCAGGAGAGAUUCUUGGCAAGUCCUUUUGGAUUGCUCAAUCAAGCUAGUGCUAAUCUCUCUCUAUUGAAAUCUGAAUUAAUUUGUGCAUUGACCACGUCAAAAGUAUCCUUUAUUGACCUAGCUUGGUCUAACAGUCUUCACAACUACCACAGGAACUAGAAUUCCUUAUCGCUUGUAGCUUUCUCGUAAUGCAAUCCUUUGGACGUGCAUUUACCAAACUACAUCUCCACACAAUGGAGGUAUCUUUUCGCACUAUGUUCAAUUUACUUUGAACAUAACAUUUGCAACAACUUAGGCUUAGAUAUACUUGAACAAAAGUCCUCACAAGCCUCUCGUCAUAGGUUUCACACACCUAUGAUUGUUCAUAUUUCCUAACCGGAUACCUUAACAAUAUCAUCACCACCUCAUAGCCCACGAAGGGCUAUCUUGAAUACAUUUUCAAUUCUUCAAAUUCAAAUAAGUUAAAUUUCCUUGAAGUCUUCUCAUAAUAUGAUUAUGAGUGUGUUCACAUCUCAAAUACUACAAAGGUAUUUGAAAUCCACUAAACCAAAUCGAAUUGAUUCAACGACCACUAAAUUGGUUACCAACCAAUCUUCAUCUUUAUCAACCAUGUUUCACCAAAAACAUGGAGACAUCAAAAUCCAUGCACGAAAAACCUUAAAAGGAGUAAUUGUGCCAAUUUUGAUGACCAUAGAAUUACGCUUCACUUCCGUUCAUCAUCUUUCAACACUUAUAUAGAACGUUUCAUUCAACUGAAUGCAACGUUCCAUUUUUAUUUUCUGCAAUGAUGCAUCGUUCCCAUGGUGGCGAUUCUCAAUCCGUUUGUUCCCAAUCUUACUAAACACAAACACAGGAUUCAAUAUUUUCUUUUCUGCCAUACAGUCUGAUUCCGCAAUGACUGUCGGAAGACUGUAUUGCUUUUGGGAACCAACUGGCGGUUGCAUGGCGAUGAGACAUGCUCCUUCAUGCAUGGAACUUAUCUGGUUGAAACUUUCUUCAUUGAUCAAAAUAACAAAGGAAGGAGACGUGUCCCCCCCCUAUAUGUUCCCUCCAUGCAACUGCCAAAUGACAAAAUUGCAAUAUGGAUAUAUAUAUUGCAUCGGUUCGGCCCAUGGUAGUUGGACCGGUUUGGUUAUUCCAACCGCCACAUCGGUUCAGUUCGAUUUGGUUCAACUCAGUUUGGUACGGUUGGUUACACAAAUCAAUAUUAUCGAUCACCAACACAUUACAUCAAAUCGACUGAAUUCGCGGCCACACCAUCCCACAGCUUACCAAAAUGGUACUUCAAGAAAUUCUCUUUGAUCUUUCCCCUUUCAUUUCCAUUCACACCAUUAAAAAUCCUAGCAUAAAUGUUAUUGACUAUCAUCACUUCCAUAGGCCUUAGUUAUAUAUACAUUGAAAUGAUGUAUAUCCUGAUAUUCAAUCUUUCUUCACGUUAAUGUUUGAUGAUAGUUGAGGGCUCUCAAGGUUCGUUUUGCAGUUAAAUUUUGGUCAUGCAUUUGAGUAUCUAACUUAUGAUAUCAAUAAGAAAAAGGGUAUCCCUCAAUAUCAUAUUAAGGUAAUAAAAACAACACACAAAUAUAUUCUCAUUUGUUGAUCUAACAGAUAGUUAGCUCCUUUGAAAAAUAACAUUUUUAACUUUUUAAUAAGAUAAUGGUUUUUAAAUUUUAAUUGAUAUAUGAUUUAUGCUUUCCGUCUAGAAUUAUGAGGAUGAGGGGAAGGGAAGAAAAUAGACCCCCUUCCUGAUAGACAUUCAAAUGAGCAGAAUUGAGAGAAAGACAGUCAUGUCAGUUAGUUUAUGUUGUUUACUUAUUUUUAUCUUUUUUUAAGGUGAGAUAGUCUGAUUGGUUCGUGUAAUACGAUUUUGUUAUUUUACUAUUCUGGUGGUAAUUGGGAAGAAAUCUUGACUCUCUUCUAAGCUAAGUUUCGAAGUGGUAAUGUAAAUGGCUUUAUUGUGUCUAAUAUGAUAUUUGGCUUUGUAAUUCAUUUUCGCAUUUGAAUGCUGACUUGCCUAUGUAGUUGGGGUGAUGUUGGGGAGGGUGGGUGUGUGGGGACCUUAGUUCUUGUACCAGACAUGGUAUUUUGUCCUGCAAAGUAUAAAUCAUAUUGACUGACAUCACUUCCAUAGUUCUACAUUGAAAUGAUGUAAUGUCCUACAAUUCCAACUUUCUUCACUUUUUUGUUUGAUGAUAAUUGAGGUCUCUCAAUGGUCAUUUUUCUAUUGAAUACUGGAAAGUUAUAAUUUGUUGAUCGAACAAAUAGUUAACUCUUUUGGACAAUACAAUUCUAUUUUUUUAUAAGACAACGAAUUUUAAAUUGAUAUAUGAUUUGGGGCUUUCCUUUUAUAAUUAAGGGAGUGAGGGAACGAGGAGAAAAUAUAUCCCCUCCCCGACAGACAAUCAGAUGAGAAGAACCGAGAGGAAGACAACAACGUCAGUUAGUCUAUGUUUGUUAACUUGCUUUUUUACCUUUUUAAGGUGAGCUAUUUUGUUUGGUUGGUUUAAUAGGGUUGUGUUAUUUUACUAUUACCGGUGGUAAUUAGGCAUAACUUUUGACUCACUUCUAAGCUAAGUUUCAAAAUGGUAAUGUAGGUGGUCUUCUAUAGUAUUUGGCUUUGUAAUGCAUUUGCUCAUUUGUUUGUUGACUUGACAACAAAUAUGCAAUUUGUGGUGACUUUGGUGGGGUGGGUGGGGGUAGGGACCUUAGUUCUUGUACCAUUCAUGACAUUUUGUCCUGCAAAGUAUAAAUGAUAUAGACAAUAAUCAUUUUCCUGCUUCUACAUUGAAAUGAUGCAAUGUCCUACUAUUACACUUUCUCCAUUUUGGUGUUUGAUGAAAGUUGAAGCCUCUCGAUGGUCGUUUUGCUAUUAAAUCUAGGUCAUAUGCAUUUGAGUAUCAAACAUAUUCAAUGAUAGAGAGGGGUUUCCUCAAUAUCAUAUUAAGGUAAUAAAUCUGGAUGUGAUUAGAGCAAAUGGUAAUGAGUGUGGUCGCCACCCAAAGAACAUCAUCAAAAAAUACUUGAAACACGGUAAAAUAUUGGAAACACAAGGAUAUGUUUUCAUUUGUUGCCCGAACAUAGAGUUAGCUCCCUCAACAAUAACAUUUUAAUUUUUUUUAUAAGACAAUGGUUAUUUUAAUUUUUAAUUUAUAUAUGAUUUUAGACUUUCCUUCUAGAAUUACAGGAGUGAGGGGAAGAGAAGAAAAUAGAUUUCCUCCCCAUAAGAUAGCCAGAUGCACAGAACUGAGAGAAAGACAAUCACGUCAGUUUGUAUAUGUUUGUUAUCAUGUUUCACCUAUUUCAAAGUGGGCUAGUCUGGGGUUGGUUUGAUAGGAUUUUAUUAUUUUAUUAUUUUGGGGGGUAAUUGGGUAAACCUAUUGACUCUCUUCUAAGCUAAGUUUCAACAUAGAAUGUCGAUAGUUUUCUUAUGUCUAAACUGGUAUCUGUUUUUGUAAUGCAUUUGCUCGUUUGCUUGUCGAUUGCCAUCAAAUAUGUAGCUUGUGAUGACUUUGGUUGGGUGGGGUGUGGGGGUGGAAGACUUUAAUUCUUUUACACGUUAUGUCAUUUUGUCCUGCAAAGUAUAAAUAAUAUUAACAAUUAUCAUUUCCGUAGUUUUACAUUGAAAUGGUAUACUGUAUUAUUAUUCCAACUUUCAACUUUGUUCACUUUGGUGUUUGAUGAGAGUUGAUGGCUCUUAAAGAUCGUUUUGUUGUUGAAUAUUGAUCAUGCAUUUGAGUAACAAACUUAUUCAAUGAUAAAGAGGGUUUUCCUCAAUCUCUUAUUGAGAUAAUAAAUUUGAAUGUUGCUUUCUUGUUUUAUUAUUUCAGGUGGUAAUUGGGUAGAACUAUUUAUUCUAAGAUAAGUUUCAAGACUUAUUGAUAUUUGGCUUUGUUAUGUAUUUGCUCAUUUGUUUGCUCACUUGCUAAUAAACAUAUAGGUGGUAG
Linum trigynum is the source of this 6231-nucleotide messenger RNA. The record is from the annotation of a GenBank genome assembly. NCBI's taxonomy places the organism in Eukaryota, Viridiplantae, Streptophyta, Magnoliopsida, Malpighiales, Linaceae.